AUGAACAGAACCGCAGAAAUGGCUCCCGAGAAGAACCAGAGCACCAACCCCGUCGUCGUGUCUUCCAACAGCAAAGGCAACGACAACGGCCCUGGCACCACCGACGCCAGAGCCUGCGUCCGCGCCAGCGCCCGCGGUGACGACGGCCUUGUGUCCUCUGUUUCCUCCUCCUCCUCGGCGUCAGCGUCUUCCUCUCCCUCUCCCUCUCCGGUCUCCGCGCCCAUCCCCUCCUCCGCCGCUGCCGCCAGCACGGGCAACCGUGUUGCUGCUGGUGGUGGGGGUAAAGCCAGGUGGAUGAGCGCCCCGGAGCAGGCGCGGUUGAAGUACGUGCACGUGCGAGCCGCGGCCUCGUACAUUGGUGUGCUCAGGUCGCCCUUCUUCCCCCAGGACGGAGCGGCGUACCUGGCGCACCUGGCGAGCGUCAAGGCGCGCGAGUUGGAGAAGAUGCGAGCCAAGCUAGAGGCAAGGUUGUCGAAAGAUGCCAAGACAAAGUCAAAGUCGAAGUUGAAGUCGUCCGGGGGUUUGUUGUCGUCUCGCUGGGCUCUGUUGCCUGUUGUUAGGGUCUCUGGGGGUCUUGCAUCGUGCUGGGUCCCGCUUUACCAUGGCGGUGGUGGUGGUGCCUCCGGGCUGCUGCUGCUGCCGUCGGUAGAGUAUGGACACUAUAACAAUGACAAUGACAAUGUCGAAGGGGGUGUGAAGAGUGAGGGUGAUAAGGCCAAGGGGAAGGCUGUGUCUGCUGCUGCUGCUGCUUCUUCUUCGGAGGAGGCGGCGGCGGCGGCGGCUGGAACCGAGCCGCCAUCUUCUUCUUCCACCUUCGGAAACGGCCGUUCGUCUGGGGGUAACGAGGGGUCUCCCAGAGGCAACCCCAGCAAUAGGGUCAACACUAGCAUUGACACUCUUCCUUCUGCUUUUUCUUCUUCUGAAGCUUUUGCCGCGGCUGCCAGUACCUUCGACACCAGCAUCACCUCCGACACCCCCUCCGACACCACUUCUGCCGCCAACCGUGGAUUCUCCAUUCGUAGAGGACUCACGCCUCCUUCAUCUCCCUGCCCUCCCGCGCCUCGUCUAGCUCCCCUGCUGAAGGGCAAGACGAACUUGACGGAGGACUUCCUCUCGGUUGUCCUGGCCAAGCCGAAUCCGUUCAACGGGUUUUGGACCGUCAAGUCUCCGGAUUCGGAUAACGUCUCCUCGCCUGGGCCUGAGAACAUCCCGUUUCCAAGCGCGGCCGAGUACAUGUACGAAGCCAACCGCCGCGUUAGCCAGGUUUCCCCGGGGCAACCCAGCCUGAGCGCGCGCGAUAACGUUGUCGCUGCUGGUCCUGGCCACGUUCAUGCCGAUAAGAGGAACAAGAAGAUGAAGAAGCAGAAGUGGAAGCAGGAAGGAAGCAAAGGUAGCAAGCUGCGUGCGCCCGAGUCCGUCGUGCCGCCUGUGUCCGUGGUCCGGGGUCCGCCCAGCCGUGCUUGGCCUUUGCCUCGCUGGCAAGGGCACAUCAGGAACAGUGAUGCUGGACACCAGAACCACAAUCAGCAUAUGUACAUGGACCUAGGCUAUGUGCGCCGCCUUUGGUCGGAAAAGCUGGAGCUGCAUCAGCAGUUCGCGCGCUUGAGGAAGGCCGAAUUGGCUUUGUAUGCCGACCAGAAGCGAGAGCUGGCUGAGUCCGGGAUCGAGGGGCUCAUCACCUCUCCUACCGGCAGGACUCACCAUGAGCUCGAGCUGAUGGUCGGUGAGGCCCAAUUUGAUUUCAGCAGCAGACAGGUGGUUUCGGCUCCUGAUCUUGUUUAUCGCAGCGGUCUCGCCUCUUCGGUGGCAGAACCAGCUCACCAUCACACAGGUCCCCCCGCGGCGGCGGUUGAACCUUACACUUCCACAACGGUGGUUGAUGCCAUUAUCGCUCCCGCUACGGUGGUUAAAGCUGUACCCUUUACCCUCUCCUCUUCCUCUUUCUCCGCAACAGCCAUACCAUUUGUGCCGCGGUCCCUGGCUCCCGACGCUCCCGAGUUCGUGCCCUUCGGUCGACGUAUCGAAAGGGAUUCGCUCUCUGCUACUGCCGAGGAAUUCGUUCCGCCUUUAGUUGUCGCCCCUGCCGCUAUCUACCCCCAACAGCACCAGUCACUAGCAGCUGAGCAGUCGUCGUUGUCUUCAGAAACACCCUCUUUGGUGCAGCAACGGCAGCAACAGCUCAGCGGAGAAGAGUCGUUGUCGUCUUUGGACCCCGGCCGCGUCAACUCUUGGACGGAUCACCGUCGUGACCACCCUCGUGCGCCCCGGCACUUGAGGCCAUCUCACCAAGGUCACCAGCGGAAUCAUCACCAGCCAGAGCUCGCACUUCGCCGCCCUCCCAGCGUGUCGUUUGGCUCUUGGUCGUUUCCUUCGCAGGCCUUUUUACCCCCUUGCGAACCCCAGGCUGCCACUACCACCGAGGAGAAGAAAAAGUUGCCGCCCCCGUCUUUGUUCGACCCAGCCCGUCCAGAUUUCGAGGAGAACUUCCCGCCUCUUGGUCAAGCCCCUGCUCACGCCCACACCAAAGCCAAGCUGUUCAAGUCAUUCAAGCAGCAGCAACAACAACAAUCCAAGGCGUCCAAUUCUGCUGGCUCUCCCUCCUACAACUCUCACCACGCUGCUGUUCAAGAUGACCACGGCCACAGCCAGGCGGACAUCUAUGCUGCCAGCCCCAUUCUUCAGUCUGCAUCGGCUACAGCUAUCGUCAGCACCACCACUGGUAAUAAUACCACAAGCGAGACGAGCGAGAGGAUCAAAGGCACCAUCAGUAGCGAUGGCUAUGGUCGUAGUAAUGGCACUGGCACAACUUUUGCCGGCCCUGAUGAGACUGAUGGCGACAACCAAACCCAUGUCCAUCCCGCCCAGCCCCAGCCCCAGUUCCUUCCCAACGCUCCUGAGCAGCACCACAACGACAUUACCUCGGCGGAGGAGCGACGUCUGCUCCUGCAGACUUACCACUCCGGCCGUGACGAUCCUGGUCCUGUCCCUGAUCUUGGCUGUGGUCUGGCUCCUCUCCCUGUUUUUUCUGUGGGCACCACCCCUGGACCGCUUACUUUCCCGCUUGCGCCGCCUGCUUCCUACCCCCACGGCUACGGCUACGGCUAUGAUCAACCGCCUUUUGGUCCUCCUCACGCCCACGCCCACGUUCACGGGUACCAUCACCAACCUCUCCAAUCUCUUCACCCCCAGCGCCGCGUCCACUUCGCCGACUACAACACGGUGAUCCACUUCCCUCCUUCGCCUUCGCCUUGGGGGAACAUAGGCGCCGUGUGGGAGUUGGUACCUCAGCAGUGUCCAGAUGGUGACAGCGCCGGUUUUGGUUCUGGUUCUGGUUCUGCUUCCAGUCCUGGGUCCAAUCCCCACUCCCCUCCUGCUUUCCUCCACCACAAUGACGCAGGCCUAAACCCUUUCGUUCCCCGCCGUCCGACAGCCUUGGAGCAGCAGCUCCCCCUUCCGACUCCCUACAACUACUUCUCUUUCUCUUCGCGGCUUAUCCCCUCCCACCUCUUUGAGCAGGCUCAAGUCACUUUCCAGCAGCAGCAACGGCAGCAACAACCCCCUCCUGCCUUCAACUCCGGCUACCCAGCCCCUUUCCCCGCUUUCAACCCGGGUUCGGUCCCGUCGUUGUCCUGGGAGAUCCUGGAGAUGGUGGAUGUGUUGGACUUGGUGGAGGACUUGAGGAGUGCGGGGGUGGUGGAGAGGGAGGCGGAGGCGUGGCAAUUAAGGGCGCCGGUUGGGGAGAGAACGUGGGAUUUGAGUUUUGGAGAGGGAAGUGGGGAUGUGCGAGGGGAAGGGGAAGGGGAAGUGGAGGAGAUUGGGUUGGAGGAGGUGUCUGAGGUGGUGAGGGAGUUGGUGAAGGAGAUUGAUGAGUUUGAUGAUUAG
Neurospora hispaniola is the source of this 3882-nucleotide messenger RNA. RefSeq lists its product as uncharacterized. Lineage: Eukaryota; Fungi; Ascomycota; Sordariomycetes; Sordariales; Sordariaceae. The record is from RefSeq and is a predicted model, not a curated record. The coding region runs from base 1 to 3882 and encodes 1293 amino acids. The transcript is spliced from 2 exons.